AAUAUCAGAUGUCAUUAACAGAUCAAGCUACAUAUAAGUUGUGGCUCUCUAGUUACACCGACCCUGCUUGACUCGAUGGCUUUACGACAAAGAUGGCUGAAACUAGCGAGAGACACCUUGAGGGUUAAAGAGGAAGUCUGUCAAAAGUGGUGGGGGUACAUUGAACAAAAAUACAGCGAGAGUCAGAGACACUACCACACCUUACACCACCUGGAGGAAAUGUUUCAACACUUUGACCAAUACCACGAGAAAAUGGCCCGUCCAGAACUUGUAUCUCUAGCUGUAUAUUUUCACGAUAUCAUUUAUGACCCAAAAGCAUCAGACAACGAGGAAAGAAGUGCGGACAUAUUCAUACAGUUUGUGAAAGAAUCGAGUGUUAACCUGAAAGAAGAUGAGAGGGAUAAAGUACGAGACUGGAUUUUGCUCACAAAAUCUCACAGCGUUCAGGAAAAAGCAGAAUCUGACUUGCAGUAUUUUCUUGAUAUAGAUAUGGCGGUGCUCGGUAGAUCCCCUGAAGGUUACAGGACAUACGCCGGACAGAUCCGUAAUGAAUACAGUCAUUAUCCAGAUCAGGAUUAUAGAAAAGGGAGAUCAGCAGUCCUUCGAGGAUUUACUCAGCGACAGAGAAUCUAUGCUUCAGAAGAAUUUCAUAAGCUGUACCAUGACAUUGCUAUUCAAAAUAUGGCAGAUGAAAUAUUGACUUUACAGAGCUAGUCAAGGCUUUGUACUGCUCCAAACUAAAUGUGAUACUCUGAAUCUCCAUUCCUUGCAUUAUAUUUAUAUUGAAUCCAUUCAUUCAUGCCUGUAUAUACAACAAUAAUUUCCUAUAUGAAUGUUCCUCAAUAAUUUUUACUACCUCAUAAAGUUAAUUGAAAUAU
Molecule: messenger RNA, 878 nt
Organism: Saccostrea cuccullata (small rock oyster)
Lineage: Eukaryota; Metazoa; Mollusca; Bivalvia; Ostreida; Ostreidae
Exons: 6
Coding region: 76-714 (212 amino acids)
Source: RefSeq, a predicted model, not a curated record